Ipomoea nil (Japanese morning glory) is the source of this 1238-nucleotide messenger RNA. RefSeq names its product carbonyl reductase family member 4. Lineage: Eukaryota; Viridiplantae; Streptophyta; Magnoliopsida; Solanales; Convolvulaceae. The record is from RefSeq and is a predicted model, not a curated record. Bases 123 to 917 code for a protein of 264 amino acids. The transcript has 5 exons.
ACUAGCUAGUACUUAGAAGACGGUGGAAGAAAGGUAGAGUUACGCAUGGUCUGAGACCUCACCACCGUUCUUCUCUGUUCUCUCCCUCAAUUAAAUCCGCCACGGAUCGGAGACAACAAAAAAUGCAGCGUAACAUGGGCAGCUCCGCCGCCGCCGCCACCUCUACGAGAGGCAUCGCCGCCAUUGUUGGCGUGGGACCCGACCUGGGCCGCUCCAUCGCCCGCAAGUUCGCCCACGAAGGCUACACCGUCGCCAUCUUAGCCCGCGACUUAGGUAGAUUGUCGAGGUUUGCCGACGAGAUAGCCCGGGAAGAAAAGGCGCAGGUUUUCGCCAUCGGAAUCGACUGCUCGGAGUCCCGGAGCAUACUGGAAGCAUUCGAGGGCGUUCUGUCCCUGGGAUUCGUGGAAGUUCUGGUGUAUAAUGUGUACCACCAGCUCUCCUGGCUCGCCACCAACUUCACCGAUAUUCGGAUCCAAAGCUUCGAGAAAUCCCUCGCCGUCUCCUCCGUCGGCGCCUUCCUCUGCGCUCAACAGGUGGUGCCGGGCAUGGUGGAAAGAGGGAGAGGGACGAUUCUCUUCACCGGCUGCGCCGCUUCUCUCAACGGCAUUGCUGGCUUUUCCGAACUAUGCUGUGGGAAAUUUGCACUGAGAGCGCUGUCGCAGUGCCUGGCGAGGGAGUUCCAGCCGCAGGGAAUACACGUGGCGCAUGUCGUCAUCGACGGCAUCGUCGGCACACCCAGGGGUGGGAUGGGAUCGGUGUCGUGGCAACAACAGAGUAGGGGCGAGGGCGGAGGAGGGGACGGAGGAUGGAUGGACCCUGAAGCGCUGGCGCAGACCUAUUGGCAAUUGCACAUUCAAGACCGGUCUGCCUGGACCCAGGAGAUGGAUCUUCGUCCUUGCAACUCCAGGGUGCUAUAACAAGGGAUGGAGGGGGAUAUUAAGCACAAAAACCCAAUACUAUCUUAGUACUGUAUCAAGGAAUUGAAGAUUGAUGUAUGUGUGUUGAUUAAUUGUGAUGUUAUGUACUCUGAGCUUGAUUUUCAUGAUUGGACUGUAAUUAAUGAAUGAUUAAGCAUGGGAAUUUUGAUAUUAUGGGGGACCAAGAGGGGACAAAUGGGUACAGGGUUUGCAUGGUUACAACAAGGGAUUCGUGUUCUAAUUCAGUACACACAAGAAGUCACAUUUUGGAAUCAGAAUUCUGGAAACCCAAUUCAAUAAAGUGCAUAGCCUUUCACCUCU